UGAAAAUGGGGUUGGGUUGCGUCUUCUAAGAAUCUAAGGCCACGGGAGGAGUCAAAGGGAGAAGGCAGUAGGAAGAGAAAGAGGGGGACAGGUUUGGUGUUUACUCUAUGGCAUGUCAAUGUAGAAUUUAGACCCAUCUCUCGUCAUCUCUUCCCUCAAUGAGUUUCCUUGUUUGAACUUUCUUUCGUUUAAAUGCCUCUGAAUUUUCCAUUCUCCCAAUCCCACCAACGAACAAGUCCAAUUUGUUCUUCUCCUCGUAUUUAAAGCUUCUCUGCUUCAUAUCCCCAAAUCACAUCCCCCUUCUACACCAUUUUUCAUUCAUAGAGAGGUUGAAAGAUGGGGGACUCCUUUGAUUCGAGCUCGUUGGACGACUCCGCAGCCGUGGAACUGAGCGGCAAGAUUAUGGUGGUAGCCAUAAUAGUUCUCUUCUUCGUGGUUGUGUUUGUUCUCUUUCUGCAUCUCUACGCGAAAUGGUUCUGGUGGAGAACGGCAGACAGAGGCAGCUCCUUUGGUGGUAGCCGCCGCCGCCGCCGCCGCUUCGUCUUCGCCCCGGGCCAAGACCCGGCUCUGCCCGCCAUGCGCAGAGGCCUCGAUCCCUCCAUUCUUGGUUCCAUACCCGUACUGGUCUUCCGUCCUGAAGAGUUCAAGGACGGUCUGGAAUGUGCUGUUUGCUUGUCUGAGCUCGUCACCGGCGAGAAAGCCCGGUUGCUUCCCAAAUGCAACCAUGGGUUCCAUGUUGAAUGCAUCGACAUGUGGUUUCAAUCCCACUCCACCUGCCCUCUUUGUAGAAACCUAGUUGCGACCGUACUCUCCGACCCAACCACUCCUCAGUCGCCGGAGAGUAUUCAGUUAUCGGAUGAGAGUUCAGCUGCUGGGGACUACUCCUUAGAGUCUCCGAAUUACCCCACAAACAUCUUGUUUUGGGGAAACCAGACUCGGGUCACCUCUGCUGGAUUGUGCUUGGAAGAAGGCGCUGCUUCUUCUCAACCCCCUUGUGCCUCCCCUGGUAAUGGGCCAGAUGGGAUGUUGGUGAUUGACAUACCCAGGCAGACGGCUGAGAAUUUUUCAUCCUUGUCGCCUUCCACAGGAGGAACUUCUGAGGAAGAACUCAAAUCGCCAAUGACGACCAGACUGAGGUCAUUGAAGAGGCUUUUGAGCAGAGAGAAAAGGGUCGUUCCUUGCAGUCCCGGUUCUGUUGAUGUUGAACAAGGAGGGAGAGGACAAAGUUCAAAAUCAACUCUAGAUGUCUGAAGACAUCACCUCCCCCAUUUGCGAGCAUUGCCCCUGGGACAUGACAAUCCAGUCGAGAGCUUGAGAUUGUUAAAUAAUCAGAUCUCAGGUAGACCAGCAUUCGUUAUUUUUUGGUGGUUCUUUUUGAAGAUGAAAUGGUGAAGCUGCAGCACUUCAAAUCUCUGCAAUCUGUUGUUUAUACUAGAAUGUAUCUUAUGAAACAAAAGUAGGAUUUCUUUCAUUUGAGAGGAUGGACAAUCCAUCUGUUGUAAAGCUAUUAAUCGAACUGUUCAAAACCUCAUUCUCUAUAUAGAAUCUCUUUACAUUUGCUGCA
Messenger RNA from Vitis vinifera (wine grape), 1564 nucleotides. RefSeq names its product RING-H2 finger protein ATL3. NCBI's taxonomy places the organism in Eukaryota, Viridiplantae, Streptophyta, Magnoliopsida, Vitales, Vitaceae. Gene Ontology annotation, biological process: protein ubiquitination. The transcript has a single exon. The record is from RefSeq and is a predicted model, not a curated record. Bases 337 to 1251 code for a protein of 304 amino acids.